This is a messenger RNA of Rotaria sp. Silwood2, 387 nucleotides long. The record is from the annotation of a GenBank genome assembly. Lineage: Eukaryota; Metazoa; Rotifera; Eurotatoria; Philodinida; Philodinidae.
AUGCAAGAAAAUCCAAAUUCCAUAAUUCAAUCAUCUUUAUCAGCUUGGAUCGCUGAAUCAACACGUGGUUCAGAUAUUCUUUUAUUUUCUAACAUUUAUCUUUUAUUUUUAUUUGAAUUCUCUUUGAAAUCAUCAAAUAUUUUGACUGAUUAUGCAGAUCAUUUAAAAUUAGCUGAUUUUGAUUUAGCACAUCAAUAUCAUAUGGUUAAACGAGCUUUAAUACAUGAAGUUGUGACAUUAUGGUAUCGAUCACCUAAAAUAUUACUAAAUACACAUACAGCUUUGGAUAUUUGGAGUUUUAGUUGUGUAUUUGCUGAAAUGAUAUUUGGAGAAGCAUUAUUUCGUCAUGAAUGUGAAACUGAUCAAUUAUUACUGAUUUUUCAAUAA